This is a messenger RNA of Dissoconium aciculare CBS 342.82, 975 nucleotides long. RefSeq lists its product as uncharacterized. Gene Ontology annotation, cellular component: nucleus. The transcript has a single exon. The coding region runs from base 1 to 975 and encodes 324 amino acids. Lineage: Eukaryota; Fungi; Ascomycota; Dothideomycetes; Mycosphaerellales; Dissoconiaceae. The record is from RefSeq and is a predicted model, not a curated record.
AUGGAUGACCCAACCAUCAACAUUUUGCUUGCGACAUUUGCUGGCCUAGGUCUCCCGCGUACUCUGAAUCUUCAGAUCAAAGCAUCGCAACCCAUUGGGCACUUAUUCACGCUAGUCUUUGAUCGUCUACCGCAAAAUGUCGACGGGCUGGUCUUAACGACUGUGUCGAACAAACAACUCUCGGCGCAUGACCAGACACCAGUUUCAGCUUUGCUUAGCACAACCAAGGACAGAUUACUGUCCCUCCGUCUAAGUCGGCGACUGUGCGGUGGCAAGGGUGGCUUCGGCUCUCAGCUCAGGGCUGCUGGUGGUCGCAUGAGUAGUCGCAAGAAUCGCGAUCGACAGGAGAAUGUAAAUGGCUCAAACAGAAACCUAGACGGGCGGCGUCUUCGGACCGUAGAUGAGGCCAAACGUCUAGCUGAGUACCUGGCAAUCAAGCCUGAGAUGGAGAAACAAGAAAAGGAGACGCGGAAGAAACGAUGGGAAGCUAUCGUUGAUGCCGCCGAGAAGCGAGAGGAGGAUAUUCGCAGUGGUCGAAGCGGAGCCAACCAGGGCCGUUUGGACUCGCAAUACGUCGAGAGCAAAGAGCUCGCCGAGGAAAAGACUCGUGAAGCGGUCCUGAGAGCUAUGAGGGACGGAGGUUCUAUCACAGAGCCGACUGGCAGUGAGAGUUCAAACGAGGACGAGGAAAUGGGAGCUAGUGACGAUGAAGAAUCUGCAUCGUCUUCAUCGGACGAAGGGCAAGCAGGCCCAUCCGAGCGCCGCCAGAAUCAAGGCAUGAGCUUGUACGGUUGGGACGACGACGAGGAGGAUGACGAUGACGACGACGACGACGAAGAGAGAAGCGAAAAUCAAAUGCAUGGCACCGGCAGUGUCAACCAAGAGAGCAGUAACCUGGAAGCGGCGGAGCCUCAAGUGAUUGAGGAUGGCAUAGGUUUUUCGAAAGGCAAGGGCAAAGGGAAAGCUUGCACAUGA